Molecule: messenger RNA, 3984 nt
Organism: Strongylocentrotus purpuratus (purple sea urchin)
Lineage: Eukaryota; Metazoa; Echinodermata; Echinoidea; Camarodonta; Strongylocentrotidae
Product: carbohydrate sulfotransferase 11
Exons: 4
Coding region: 578-1720 (380 amino acids)
Biological process (GO): carbohydrate biosynthetic process
Cellular component (GO): membrane
Molecular function (GO): sulfotransferase activity
Source: RefSeq, a predicted model, not a curated record
CAUUGUUUGCUAUCUGCUCCCCUCGCGAAGGUAUAUAAAACCCCGGUGCACCAGCGAUAAAUGUUCAGAGGGAAAAGCAUGCUCCGCCGGUCGAAGAGCAUUCCUACAUCUUCUCAUCAGAAACCUGGUUAUCGUCGAUAAGAGCAGACAAAACACUCUCGUCUUUUCAGUCUCCAUACCGAACUGAAGUUGAAUAACGGUUGGUUAAAAGGAAAUCGCACAAAAGCUGACAGUCUCUGCUCUUCUUUUCCAUUCAUAAAAUAUCUGCAAUUCAACCCCGAAGAGCUCUAAACAUUCCCUUGGAGCCUUAGCCAUUGCUUUGGUUGGAGAACUGAAUUUACCAAGGCACACCAUCUCUAGACGGGUAUGACACUGUACAACGUUUGGUUUGGUUGACAAGACUUCAUUUAUUUGAAGGAGCCCUUUCAAAAACUACGAAGUCGCGCCCUUCAAAACUUCUUUGUUCUUGAACAUGUUUGUGAUCAUCUUCAUCGCGUCAUGAUGUUGGACAUGCAAUCAGCCGAGUAAUGAAUGGACCACUCAAUGAUGACAUCUUUGAUGACGCUGUGAUGAGAUCAUGGCCCCAGUAAGUCGCCAUCACAACUUGAUCACCAUUCUAGCUGUUAUCACAUGCAGCGCCACCAUCUCUCUUCUGCUCUCCAUUGAACUCUCAAACAGAAAUGUAUCUGUUACGUCGAUGACAAAGUGUGUAUGCCACGAGUCAAACUGGAGAACGGAAUUUCUUGAAGAGGCUCGUCUACGGAGAGAAGAUGAAGGCGGUCUCGUGACCGUUAAACAGGAGGAGACACCACCAUGGAUGCAUAUCAAACGAGGGGAUUUGGAAUACCCAAAGUACACUGAAAGUCUUGCCGCAAUCCAACCUCGUCGUAAGCAACACCUGAGCAACAUGUGCCACAAAGCCUUGCCAAUGAACCAUCCCCACCACAUCCACAACGAAACCCUCAAACACUUGUACGUUAACGAUAAAUACAAGUUUGUCUACUGUUCAGUUCCUAAAGCUGGUUGUACGAACUGGAAGCGAAUCUUGAUGGCCAUCGAAAACUCCUCGCUUGAUGUCACCCGUAUUUCUCGUGAUGAAGCCCACCAUAGCAACCUUAAAACCUUGAUAGAGUACCCUGAGUCUGAACGCAAGCAUAUUCUCUCGCACUACACCAAGUUUCUCUUUACCCGAGACCCCUUUGUUCGGCUCCUGUCAGCCUAUAAGGAUAAGUUCAUGGGGAUCAGGAACCUUGACUGUGAGCGUCAUAGCUACUACUUCAAGAACAUUGCUGCGGACAUCAUGUCGCGGUACCGGAAGAGUGUGUCACGCGAGACUAUCCAGGCUGGGGAAGGUGUCCGAUGGACAGAAUUCAUACGAUUUAUUAUCAAUACAGAAGAUCCCAUGCAACUGAAUGAGCACUGGCAGUCAACGAACUCACUCUGUGCGCCGUGUUCCAUCAGCUAUGACUACAUAGGAAAGCUGGAGACGGUUCAUGAGGACAGUACGCGACUAUUACGCCGAUUUCAAAUUAGGGACGAGCGUAUUUACUAUCCGAAAUCGACGGUUCCAACUCGUCGAGAUUCCGCCGAGUUCUAUGAUGCCUUUGGAACGAUCACCAUCAACGAACUCAGAGAGCUUUGGAGAAUAUAUGAAGUAGACUUUCAUCUGUUUAACUAUACGCAACCACAGUUUUUAUCGAGCAGUAUCGAACGAAAAUGAAGUAAUCUAUCGUUUCUUUAAAUUUCGUGGAUGAUUUGAGAUCAAUCUGACAGCUGACAGCAUAGUCAGGUUUUAUAUCACGCUUUCUAUAUUGGCUGAGGUGAAGGUCGAUUGGAAGGACAAUCUACGUGGACUAAAAGCAGUGACACAUUCAUCAAGAAUAAAGCAAAUCAAAACUACAUUGUUUCAGAUGUCUAUCACAUGGGGAAUGAUUAUGAAGAUACCUGUGGUAUUAUUUGGUGUGAGGUAGAAAAUUGACAAUCAGGAUUUCAUUUUCUAUCAUUAACGUUGUGUAUUUAUUGUCAAACAUUUCAACUUGCUGUUACCCAGUAUAUCAUGAUUUGUUUGAAAUAACUUUUGCAGUUUCGGAGAGUUUUUUAAAAUAAUUUCUUUAUUGAAAUUACUUACAUAGUGCAAUACGAAGGCUUAUUAUUACGCCUUAAAGAAGUAACAAUAUGCCUACUUAUUAUAAGUAUCUUUACGUCGAGUUUUUGUAUUACAGACCAGAAGGGGAACGGUAAACAUAGAGAGUAGGAGAGCGAGUAAAUGAAUAUAAUAUGAGGGCUAGAUUAUGAGUAGAGAGAGAGAGAGAGAACAAAAAAGGGGGAAGAGAGAGAGAAAGAGAGGAGGGAUGAAGUUAGAAGGAUUACAGUUCAGUCUUUUUUCAAUGUCCCUUGAGUUAUUCAACUAAUACUAAUUCGACAAAUUGUUGACUAAUUUUCCAGUGUGCUUUUGCAUAAUAAAACUUUUAAAAACACUAUAGAUAUUGAGGUCUUUAAGUGGGAUAUUUACUCGAAUUUACUUUUUUUGACAUACUUUCAAUAUUUUAUGAAUAGUCAUGAUAAAAAUUAUCUUCUACCGAUAUAUUUAUAGGAAACUAAUGAUACUUAUAUGGUCUUAUUGAGCCAAGGUAGUCUUAUCAGUAUUGACACUGCUUUUCCAGAGGACCCUAAGAAUUAUUUGACCUCAUCGUUGUCUAAGGAUGUAAGCGCUGAACGCGGUUCGAACCCAGAGCAUGUUGUUUUAUAAAGUUCAAAAACUUACAUCGAUGCUCCAAAGUAUAUUUCCAUAGACUUGAGUGGAAUCGUUUAUCUUUCAAAAUUCAACUUUAUCUGAAGCUUAGUACAUAAAUAUGACAUUCAUAAUGAUAAGCUCUCAAAUACAGUGACCCGAAUUGUAAUAAGAUUCGGUUGUCUCUUUUAAUAAUUAUUAUGACAUUGUCUGAUAAUCAUAAAUGUUGUGUAUGUUCCGUUAAUGCUGUGAUCUAGCCAAAAACGAUCAAGAGUUUAGGAUUCAUAUUUUUCGUGACACUAUAGUUUAAAAUAUCGUAAGCAUUAUCCUAUGAGUGAGGAGUUUCGAAAGAAUUAAGGAUACUUAUUGCCAAUGGCAGUAUCGGGUAAUAAACGUUUUAUAUAAUAUUGGAAAUGAUGUGACACAAACCACUUUUUAGGCAGCAAGAUAAAUUAUUAAAAAAACAAAUACUAGGGCGGGCUUAAUACAUUUAAUUUGCAGAUGAUUUGGACAAGUUUCAGACUCCAGGUUCUAAGACAUCACCACAAUAUUUAGAUAACAAAAUAUAACCAAACCAAAAAUAUCCUUUAACACGCACUAAAGAGUUAUCAAAUUAUGAAAAAUGUGUUUUAGUCAUCCGAUAUUACAUUUAUGAGCCGUUAAGCAAAGAUUCUCAAAACAUGAAUAACAGCUUUAAGGUAAAGAUUUUCUCUAAAUAAAUCAUAUUAAUCUUAUAUCUUGAUUUUUGUUUGGUGAGGAACGUGUGUAAUGUGUAAGACUUCCUUUACCCUGCACAAUUAUGAGAAGUCAGUUUUAUACCUUAGUCACACUGCCGAAGUGACUUCAAACCGAUUUCAAACAGACAUAUUCUUUGCCAUUUUUGUUCGGUCUCGUCGGUGUGACUUGGACAUUAAUCUAAUACAUGAUCUAGGUUGUUUGCAGUAAGAAAAGGGUAUUAACGCUGUCUAUGACUUGAAUGGAUUUGAAUUUGACAUGUAUGCUUAAACUGACACAAAGGCUGGUGGUUGAUUGUACUAACAUGUAAUACUCUAAAUCAGGUGAAUUAUGUAUCUUGUUCAUGUGCUUUGUAUCUGCUUUAUGAAAAGAAGCUUAACAAAUGUUUUAUAAUAUUAUUGUCAUUAUUAUUAUUUGUAUCAUUACUACAUGUAUUAUUAUUAUUAUUGCAAAACUGCUCAUGAAGAGAUAGGUUUUGGAAAUCUAACUGAAUAAAUAUAUUAUGUAUCUGAAAGAUA